AUGCCUCCUCCCCCUCUCACCGUGCAAUACAAAGAGGCCCAUGGCAGUCAAAUCCACACCGACAUCUACCUCCCGCCAUCAUUACCCUCAUCCUUCGAUGGAAAAGCGAAGAAGUAUCCCGUCCUCAUCAACAUCCACGGCGGCGUGUUCAUGCUCGGCCACUCCCGCAUGGUGUCCAUGCCGCAGAUCGACGACUGCCUGGCGCGGAACUGGAUCGUGGUGGUGCCGAACCAUCGCCUCUGUCCGCAGGUGAAUAUCCUCGAGGGCCCGAUGACCGACUGUCGGGACCUGCUCGCCUGGAUCUACGACGGCCACCUCGAUGCGUUCCUCGCCAGCGACGCUGCCACGCCCGGCCAGGGCCUGCCGUACCAGGUCGACAUGGAUCGCGUCAUGGCAUUUGGGACGUCGUCGGGAGGCACGCUGGCCUUGUCCCUGGUACAUCCAAACAUCCAAACCCCCAAUCCCCCAAUCCCCUCUCAAACUAACCACCCUCCCUCAACUCAGGGCUACGACGUGCCCCGCCCCGUCGCCGCGAUCCUCAACUUCUACGGCGCCGUACACUUCACGCACCCCUUCUGGACGAUCCCCCUCCCAGCCGUGGCCCGCACCCUGCCCCCUCUCUCGUCCUCCUUCCUACAGCAGAUCUACGCCGAACACCCCGUGCCCACCGACAGCUCGAUCUCGCUAGAAGGCCAGACCGAAACCGGGGUCUCCAAGGGGCCGGACUUCUCGCGGCCCCGCGACGCCUUCGCCCUCACGCAGGUCGCCAACGGCACGGUCCUGCAGGCGUGCUACCCGGACGGCGAUGUGCGGGAAAUCGACCCCGUGUGGCACGUCGGGGACGGGUUCCCGCCGACGUUCAUCGUGCAUGGCGACGCGGAUACCAAGGUGACGGUGGAGGUGAGUCGGGAGCUGUGGCGCGUGUUGAGGGAGAAAGGGGUGCGGUGCGGGAUGGUCGAGGUGCCGGGGGAGGAUCAUACGUUUGCGAUGGGGAUGGCGGUGGGGUCGAGGACGUGGGAGUUGCAGAGGGAGGGGUUUGAUUUUCUGGAGGGGGUGAUCGGGUGA
Molecule: messenger RNA, 1065 nt
Organism: Aspergillus heteromorphus CBS 117.55
Lineage: Eukaryota; Fungi; Ascomycota; Eurotiomycetes; Eurotiales; Aspergillaceae
Exons: 2
Coding region: 1-1065 (354 amino acids)
Biological process (GO): proteolysis
Molecular function (GO): serine-type peptidase activity
Source: RefSeq, a predicted model, not a curated record